UUUUUUUUUUUGUAUUAUUCCACCAUGCCAAAAAUAGUAUCGUCUUCUACUAUUUCUUCUUCUAAUUUUGAUGAAGGACAAACUGAUCAACGUCAAAAACUACAGAUCUAUUAUUGUCUCUGCUCUGAAUUUUUACUAGUGAUUGACGCUGAAUUACAACUUUUACCACGACGAAAAACGGAUAAUGCUAUCAUUAUUGACAAUAGACAACGUACAUACAAAUUGACAGCGGAAGCAAAACAACCAGUUAUUUUGAAAAGAGGUGAAGGAUUUGAAAAACAAUAUCGAUAUCAUUGUCCACGAUGCGAACUAUUGAUUGCUUAUGAAAUGAAGGAAGAAAGGAAAUCGGGUCAUUAUACAUAUAUAGUAGAUGCUGCUUUGACUGAAGUUCAAGGAGUGGCACCCUCAUCUGCAUUACUGGAACCAACUGAAAUUUAGUUUAGGUGAUUGAAUUUAUUUAUUUAUUUAUUUAUUUAUUUAU
Molecule: messenger RNA, 481 nt
Organism: Halteromyces radiatus
Lineage: Eukaryota; Fungi; Mucoromycota; Mucoromycetes; Mucorales; Cunninghamellaceae
Exons: 3
Coding region: 25-438 (137 amino acids)
Source: RefSeq, a predicted model, not a curated record